AUGCUUUCGAAAUUGAUAAUCGUUGCAUCCUUAUUAGCAAUCGUUGUAAGAUGUGCACCACAAUCUCUUAUAAGACCAAUCAGGCCCUAUGAUGACCAAUCAGCACCUACACCAUACGACUUCAACUACAAAGUGGACAAUGCACCGACCAACACCUAUUUCGGUCAAAACGAAGCAGCCGACCCAGCUGGCAGGGUUGUGGGCCAAUACUACGUGUAUCUGCCCGAUGGUAGAUUGAUGACCGUGGAUUACACCGUGGAUGGUGAAUCCGGAUUCGUACCUAGGAUAUCUUUUCAGAAUCAGGCUCCGAUACCCAGUCCCAUCGCACCCAUUAGAGGAUAG
This is a messenger RNA of Brassicogethes aeneus, 342 nucleotides long. NCBI's taxonomy places the organism in Eukaryota, Metazoa, Arthropoda, Insecta, Coleoptera, Nitidulidae. The record is from the annotation of a GenBank genome assembly.